Messenger RNA from Protobothrops mucrosquamatus (brown spotted pit viper), 2010 nucleotides. RefSeq names its product tetratricopeptide repeat domain 12 (gene TTC12). NCBI's taxonomy places the organism in Eukaryota, Metazoa, Chordata, Lepidosauria, Squamata, Viperidae. The annotation marks the transcript as partial. The transcript is spliced from 18 exons. Gene Ontology annotation, molecular function: protein binding. The record is from RefSeq and is a predicted model, not a curated record.
AGAGCUUCCUGGUGGCUUUAGAGAAGGAUGCCCACGAGCGAGCCAGGAGGAGGAAAGAAAAUGAAGCCUUGGCAAAUGCCCUGAAAGACCAAGGGAACGACGCUUUCAGCAAAGGGGACUACGCUUCAGCUGUGCAAAACUACACAGAAGGCCUGAAGAAGCAAAAGGACGUGCCAGCCUUGUAUACCAACCGAGCCCAGGCCUACAUCAAGUUGCGGAAGUACGAGAAAGCCAUUAGCGACUGCAGCUGGGCGUUGAGGUGCGAUGAAAAAUGCACCAAGGCUCUCUUCCAUAUGGGAAAGGCCCACCUGGCCAAGGAGCAGUUCCAGCAGGCCAGAGAGUGCUACCUGAAGAUUUUAGAAAUUGACCCCCAGAAGGAGAAGCUGUGCAAAGACUGCAUACAUAAAAUAGACCUGGAGGAAAAAAAACUCUGUGAGGAAGAGAGAGCAGAAGCAGAUUUCAAGUCCGGGAAACUCACUGCAGUCACCGUGAAUGAGAUGCUUCAGAAACUCAGCAAGCCGGAUCAGGACCCUCUUUAUUAUGCAGGUGGCAUUCGGCUUCUGACGGACCUAGUUCAAGCCUGCACCGAGCAAACUUUAUUUAGGACGAACGGCGGUUUCAGCAUCAUCUCCGACAACAAGGUCAUAGAACAGGUCCUCGGCGCCAAGAUCAGCUCGCCUGCCGAACUGGAGCUGCUUCGCUCCCUGCUUCUCCUCUGGCAAGCCGUCUGCAAAGGGAACGAGGAGAACCAGCGGCUGCUUCUAACUCAUCCCGAUGUGAAUGCGCAGCUUCCCGCUUUGCUGUGCUCGGAGGCGCCUGAAGUCCAGGAACAGUGCAUGGCUCUGCUGUCUCUCUUCGCGGAGACUGAGCACGGGAGGAUCCUCCUAGUCAGACAUCUGAACACCACCAAGUGGCUACAGACAUUGAUAUCCUUAGUUAAAGUUGCUGACAGCAGAGCUGCCAGCGCAAUGAAUUUGCUGACCCACUUAAUCCUGGAAGAAAACUUCAAAAUCCAGUGCCGUAUUAAACUGUCCACAGAGGCCUUGCCAAUUUUUUCUCAAUUGCUGAGCUCUUCCAAGCCCUUGAAGGAGACAGUCCUUAGCCAGUGCAUUGCCCUCAUGGGAGACCUCUGCUCAGACGUGGUCAUCCGGAUGCAGAUGACCGAAAAUCAGGAAUGCUGGCAAGCUUGCUUGAGCUUCGUGAAUCAAUGCUGGACCGAAAACAGUGUCGCCAGAUAUCCCGAGUGUUUGCAUGCAGUCCUAGGCCUAAUGAUGAACCUCUCCCUGGAACCCAACUCAGUCAUCGAGGAACUUGCAGAGGAAAUCUGUGACAUGUGUAUGUCUCUCUUCAACAGUCCAGACGGGAGGAUCAUCACAAGAGCCGUGGGGCUUUUGAGUCACGUCCUGCCGGCAAGUCUGGUGGCUCUGGAAGAAGCUGUGAGACAAGACGUGGUGAGGAAAGCGAUCCGAUUCCUGAAGGCUGGUGGGCAAACCACGACUGGUUAUGCCAUGAAGGUCCUUGCCAUUUGUGCCAAGAAUAGUCGGCUGGCUCUGACGCAGAUUGUGAAACUGGAUAAGAAAUGCAGCCUGUUGCUGAAGCUUCUGUCCUGGCCGAACGAGGGGGUGGCAGGCAACGCUGCUUUCUGCCUGGAGAAAUGUCUGGAGGUGCCUGGCACAGCCACCAAUUUGCUGGACACGGAUGUGGUCAGAAUCCUCUUGAGAGUCACCACAGGGAGUGCCCAAAGGGCUUCCGUGCAGGACAAUGCAGCCAUCGCCUUAGGGAAGCUCUGCGCAGCUGAUGCCAGGCACACCAGCCGGCUGCGGGAGCUGAACGGAAUGGCGGCCCUGAGCGCUUCCGUCAGGAAGAUGCAAGGCUAUUAGGGUGCCAGCAGAUGGUCCAGAGAGGGUUUCUGUGGGCAGCCCUGUCUCGGGUUGGAAUUGUGCUUUCUUUUUACAAUAAGGAGGAUUAAAAAUGGGGUGGGGCAGGGGGAGAGAGAGGGUCAUAAAAAUA